AUGGUCAGUCGAGCAGUCAAGCUCCUCGCGCCUCACAUCUUCUGUCAGUCUCCUCGCGCCAGCAGACGGUUCAAGAACAAAGUCGAUAGCCUUUCCCGUGCGAUUGCAUCAAAACCCUAUCGUCGUUCGCGUCUCUCGAGCUCGAAUUGGUUCCAAGAGAGAGGGAAGGAUGGGGAUGUUUACCACCAGGUUACUGGUAAUGCCGGUCAUGGAACCAGGGUACCCCUCAUGGAUAUUACACCACGCCUCAGGAACAAGUUGGACAAGCUUCUAGCCAGGAUGACGAUGGAGAAGAAACAGUGGAGGAGAGAAGUUGGCAGCGAGAAAAGGGUUGGAGGCAAUGACAAAGAGGUCGAAGAGGAGGAGGAUGAGCUUGAAGAUGAGGAUGAAGACGAAGACGAGGAUGAAGCGAUCGACGAGGAUGACAUUCGGGUGCUCAUUGAGCAGUGUCAAGCCGAAUACGGGAUACGACGGAAGAAUGACGAAGAGCGGGAGGAGUGCAAGUUUGUGGAGGCCAGUGCGACCGCGGCCUCUGGAGGCGAAGGGUUGUGUUUGGAAGAGACAAAGGAGAAUUUCAGAGUUUGA
This is a messenger RNA of Stereum hirsutum FP-91666 SS1, 585 nucleotides long. RefSeq lists its product as uncharacterized. Lineage: Eukaryota; Fungi; Basidiomycota; Agaricomycetes; Russulales; Stereaceae. Bases 1 to 585 code for a protein of 194 amino acids. The record is from RefSeq and is a predicted model, not a curated record. The transcript has a single exon.